Dimorphilus gyrociliatus is the source of this 731-nucleotide messenger RNA. The record is from the annotation of a GenBank genome assembly. Lineage: Eukaryota; Metazoa; Annelida; Polychaeta; Dinophilidae.
ACUUUCUUGAAAACUUUCAUUGGAGGCACUCAAUGAGAGGUGAAGAGGAAAAUAAUUCAUUGGAAAUGUGCGAUAUGACAGAAUUAAAUGAAGAAACGACAACUAGAUUGAUUAAAUUGGUAAAGAUAAAUCCGAUUAUUUGGGAAUCAAUGAGCUGUAAUAAAAAGGAUGAGGAAGUUGUUUGGAAAGGUAUUGGAAAUCAAUUAGGACUCACAGGAAAUCGAGCUAAGCAAGUAUUUGACAAAUUAAGAGAAUGUUUCUAUCAAGAUGUUAACCGACAAGACGUGGGAGAUGCUGAUAAGUUCGAUAAAAUUAAUCCAUAUUGGAAAUUCUUUCCAUUACUUAAUUUUCUUAAACCGAAGAAAGCAUCCAAACCAAUACUGAUUAGGAAUCAUUCGCCAAGGGAAAAGAGACCAAGAGUAGGAGGUGAUUUCGAAGAUACGUACGGAUCGGAGUCGUUGUCAACUCGAACGUCUACUGCUACUUCUCCAACUUUUACUGAAGGAUCUACAACUACAACGGGAAAGAGAAGAGUUUUUGAUGAGAAGGAUAUGCAUACGUACUUUAUGCAAUUCCUAAACGAAAGUAAGAAGAGCAUUGACGAAGAUGAGAUUUUUGCAAAUUUUUUGUAUACGGAGAUUAAAAAACUACCAACAGCGUCUAAAGAUGAGCUAAAAUGGAAAAUUCAUUCUCUAAUUAGAGACGAAAAACAAAGGAUCAUCUCCUGCUGA